This is a messenger RNA of Mustela erminea (ermine), 1907 nucleotides long. It is a transcript of the gene HMOX2, whose product is annotated as heme oxygenase 2. Bases 344 to 1294 code for a protein of 316 amino acids. NCBI's taxonomy places the organism in Eukaryota, Metazoa, Chordata, Mammalia, Carnivora, Mustelidae. Gene Ontology annotation, molecular function: heme oxygenase (decyclizing) activity; heme binding. The transcript is spliced from 7 exons. Gene Ontology annotation, biological process: heme oxidation; heme catabolic process; response to oxidative stress. The record is from RefSeq and is a predicted model, not a curated record.
UCUGGCUUCAUUGUCCACCAAGGCCUGGCAGGUCUGGCUGCCUCCCUUCAUGCACUGAGUGGUAGAGGCACUGUCCUCCCCUCUGAGACCAGCUGUCUCCAGCCUUGGCCUGCCCUGCUAGUCAACAAAAGCACGGCUCGCCAGGGAACAAUCUUCUCGGGUUGCGGUGUAAUCUGAGAAGCUUCUGUUUUAACUGGGGAGACACGAAGACAGCACUUGUGAAAGCAGAAGAAUAAUCACCUCCUAUUAAUGUGAUGCCAGUUCUAUACAGGAGUAAACUCUGAGCCAGGAACAUCCUUCUGGACCAGAAGAGUGAGCGCAGCAGCAAUCACACUCAGCAACGAUGUCAGCAGAACUGGAGACUUCAGAGGGGGUGGAUGAGUCGGAGAAAAAGAGCUCCGGGGCCUCAGAAAAAGAAAACCACACCAAGAUGGCCGACCUCUCUGAGCUCCUGAAGGAAGGGACCAAGGAAGCACAUGACCGGGCAGAAAACACCCAAUUUGUCAAGGACUUCUUGAAAGGCAACAUCAGGAAGGAACUGUUUAAGCUGGCCACUACUGCACUUUACUUCACAUAUUCAGCCCUCGAGGAGGAAAUGGAGCGCAACAAGGACCACCCAGCCUUUGCCCCCUUGUACUUCCCCAUGGAGCUACACCGGAAGGAGGCACUGACCAAGGACAUGGAGUAUUUCUUUGGUGAGGACUGGGAGGAGAAGGUGCGGUGUUCUGAGGCUGCCCAAAAGUACGUGGAACGGAUCCAUUACGUGGGGCAGAAUGAGCCAGAGCUACUGGUGGCCCAUGCCUACACCCGCUAUAUGGGGGACCUCUCAGGGGGACAAGUGCUGAAGAAGGUGGCCCAGCGGGCCCUGAAACUUCCCAGCACAGGAGAAGGGACCCAGUUCUAUCUGUUUGAGAAUGUGGACAAUGCACAACAGUUCAAGCAGUUGUACCGGGCCAGAAUGAAUGCCUUGGACCUGAACCUGAAGACCAAAGAGAGGAUUGUGGAGGAGGCCAACAGGGCCUUUGAGUACAACAUGCAGAUAUUCAAUGAACUGGACCAGGCUGGCUCCGUGUUGGCCAGGGAGACCCGGGAGGAUGGGCUCCCCGUGCACGAUGGGAAAGGAGAUGUGCACAAAUGCCCGUACUAUGCUGCUAAACCAGACAGAGGUGCCCUGGAGGGCAGCAGCUGCCCCUUCCAAACAGCCCUGGCGGUGCUGAGUAAGCCCAGCCUGCAGUUCAUUCUGGCCGCUGGUGUGGCUCUGGUUGCUGGCUUCCUGGCCUGGUACUACAUGUGAAGGAACCAUCAUACCACAUUGGCGCCCUCCUCCCAAGUGACCACUGGCCUGCCCCCACCUCCACCGGUGACUAAGCUACCACCUCAGGUGACUUUUUUUAAAUGCUGGUUUUGAGAAGACAAGCAACCAAUAAAGGCCAGACGCUAAAGCCUCUGCCUGUAGCAUCCUCUCUGGGCUAGCUGCGGAGCUGGCUGUAGGCCCACCAUUCCUGCAGCCAUUAGGCUGUGGUACCAGAAGCAGACAGCUCAGCUCAGUGGGCCUGUCUGGGCAUCUGGAACCGGCUCUGCUCCUGGGGCAUCCACACUGCUCACCCUGAGGCUCCUUCCCUUCGUUCUUCCUUGUGUUGGCAUUUAGGUGGGUACCUUUCCCCUAAUGGGAACAGAGCAGCCAGCAAGCCUAAGUUGCUUGCUGUAGCUCGGAGGGAGGGAUGGUGACUUGGACCCUGCCUCAGAGGCCUGGGGAGCUCCAUCCAGAACAGCUAGUCCUUAUCCCUCUCAAGCAGAAACCCUGGGUGGGUGGGCUCGGGGCUCUGUUUAGCCGUGGCUGGUCUCCUCCCUUGACCUGUGUAAAUGCUACAGCACUCAAUAAAGUGGACUCUGACAGCUGCCUCCCU